AUGUCGAGUCUCAACAAGCUUGCCAUCCGUGGGAUCCGCUCUUUCGACGAUAAACAGGUCUCCGUAAUCGAAUUCUUCUCCCCCGUCACCGUCAUCGUCGGCCAUAAUGGCAGUGGCAAAACGACUGUCAUUGAAUGUUUGAAGUACGCAACCACAGGAGACCAGCCUCCAAAUACAAGAGGAGGCGCAUUCGUGCAUGACCCUAAGAUGGCGAACGAAAAAGAGGUCAAAGCCCAGGUAAAGCUCAGGUUCCACGCUGCCAACGGGACACGCAUGUUGGCCGUUCGUAAUCUCUCUGUUACGAUGAAGAAGAAUGCCGCUCUUACCAUGAAGACACUGGAGAGCAUUCUGGCCCUCGACAAUAACACAGAGAACGGAGGCAAGCGUGCUGUUAUUUCAACUAAAUGUGCAGAGAUGGAUACAGAGAUUCCCCAUCUAUUGGGUGUCUCAAAGUCUGUGCUGGAGAACGUGAUUUUCUGCCAUCAAGAGGAUUCUUAUUGGCCUCUCGCUGAGCCUGCUGCGUUGAAGAAGAAAUUCGACGAUAUAUUUGAAGCAACAAGGUACACCAAAGCUCUUGACUCCAUCAAGGCCCUUCGAAAAGAUCGUGCGGCGGAACUCAAAGCCGAAAAAGAGCGCCUAGAGUCGCUCUCGCUUCAAAAAAAGCACUCAGAUAAGCUUAAGAGCCGAAUAUUGGAUCUUACUGCCGAUAUAGCUUCCAAAGAGGUCUCGUACGAAGAGACAAAGGAUGCCUAUGAGCGGCUGGUGUUGGCGAAUAAAGCGUUUCUAGACUCUGCCACCAAGUUUCGAGAAAUGUACGUCAAAAUUGAGGUUCUGGAGCAGCAGAGAGACCGGGAUCAGCAGUUGCUUGCUGGACGGAAAGCCACCGUGACAGAGCUCAGUGACACUGAUGAGGAGCUCUUGGAUCGUCAGAGGAAUUUCGAAGACCAUAUAGCAAAGCGCAAGCAAGACCGUGCUCGUGAAGAAUCCAAGAAGCAGGACUUGGAUGAUAUGAUUGAUAGUGCGCGCAAAACUCAUGUGGGCCUUGUGGGCGAAAAGGCGAGGCUCGUAUCAGAAGCGAAGGUGCAAGAGGACCGCAUUUCUGAUCGCGAGGUCUUGAUUCGAGAACUAGGCGCGCAACACACCAUCAAGGGCUUUGACACGUCUCCUUUAGCCAAGGAGAAGGUUGUUGCGUUCUCUGAUAGAUUGAGUGAUUUGCAACGACAGCGAACAUCAGAAGUCAAUAAACUUGAGCUUGAACGCCGCGCAAAAGGCGAUGAUUAUAAUCAUAAAUCUCGCGAGUUGUCAAACAUUCUGGAGAAACACAAGCAGCAGAAGGCUCACACCCGUGACAAACUUUCGAAGACACAAUCCGACCUCGCCGCGGCUGAAGAGACUAUCGAAGCCUCUCGAAUGGUUGAUGCUGAGCUUGAGACGCUUUUGGCAGACAUGGACGAGAAGAAGGAUCGGAUCGAGAAGAGUCGGAUGGAGAUUUCGUCCGCCAAAUAUGAUAACCGCCUGACGGAGCUGACUAGCAAGGGCCGUGGUUUGGAAGACAAGCGCGAUGCAUUGAACGAUGAAUUUAGGGCACUCAGUCUUCAAGCUGAUUCUAGAGCAAAGCUGGACCUCAAGCAAAGCGAGUUGAAGUCUAAGUCGAGCGAGUUGAAGAACCUUCUGCAGAUCAACAAUGCGAAGUUCAGGAAGCUUAUCGGCACAGACGCGCGCGCCGAGACUAUGGAGAAGGAGUUGGACCGUGUAAUCAUUGAAAAAGAUAGCGAGUAUGGCUCUAUUGAGAGGCUGUCAGCAGGCGCAGAUAGGACCCUCCACGAAGCAGAGACCGCCUUGUCGUCUUCCAAAGCCCUGCUGACUGCAAAGCAAUCGGAGAUAAAGAGAUUGGAGCGACAGCUGCAAGAAGGCCUCUAUGAACAUGAUUGUGUUGAGACUGCCAUGAAAACAACCAGAGAAGAGCUGGAUGAGCUGAAGGGUGAAAUCGGCACGGCGGCCAGUGCUCGGCAGCUUUACGAGAUGUUUCUCAAGAUCGGCAAGUCAAGGAGUAUAUGUGCGCUAUGUACACGCCAUAUGGAUGAUGGCGAACUCGCAAUUUUUGAGAAAUCCAUCAAAGAGAAGGUUCAAAAAACCUCGUCUAGUGCUGCCGCCAACAAUCAGACGGACAUCAAUAGCCGUGAGACUUAUUUGGAGGAGCUCCAGAAGCUGAUACCAGUGGAAAGUACUCGAGACCGUCUCAAGAGCAUCGAGAUUCCUGCUUUGCAGCGAGAGAUCAAGGAGAAGGAUGCAUCACUGCCUUCGCUGGCAGAAGCUGCUGACAAGGCCACCGAAAGGUUGACUUCAGCGAAGAAGGACCUGAAAGAUCUCAAUGUCCUGCGACAACAUGCGAGCAAUGUCUCAAGGUUACUUCAAGACACCGAGCGCCUUCAGCAGGAUAUCUCAGACAUACAGAAAGAACUGUCAGCCUCCGGGUCUACAAAGACAGCGACUGAUGUUCAACAUGAGAUUGACAGUGUGCUAGCGGAUCUGCGCUCUACUGAACGAGAGAAGCAGAGUCUUAUGACUGAAAGGGAGCGUCGAAGAAAUGCUAUCCAGACAUUUCAAAACGACUUGCAUACAAUGCAAUUGCGCGAGAGCCAGCUCCGGGCACAAAUCCGUGAGAAAGUCAUCUUGGAGAAAAGCAUGGAUGAUAUGCGCCAAGAAAUUGCUACCUUGACUGUGCAGGGCAAAGAACUUGAUAUCUUGAUUAAGGAUGGCCAGGCUCCCAUUGAUCUUCUCGAUCAAGAAUUUGAUUCUUUCCAGAAAGACUUCGCCGCAAGAUCCUCACAGGCUCAACAAGAAGUGCAGGAACUCAACAAAAGCGUUGAUAAGCUUGACAGUGUCAACCGAGUCAUUAACCGUUACGUACGUGACAGGCAUGCCCGCAAAUUGAAGGAAAUUACAGAUAAAAUCGACAAGUUUGAGGCCAAUAUCCAAGAACAUGUCCGUGAUGUCGAGCGAGUUCGCGCCGAAAUCGCUCUGAUCAACAAGGAGAUCGACGAGGGAGGCGCAGUACAAGCAAAUAUACGCGAUAAUCUGUUCAUGCGGGAUCUCGUUCGUAGUAUCAACCAAACCCAGAAAGAAAUCGAUGCCCUGGAUAUGGAAGAGGCCGCCAAGGCUAGGCGAAACUUCGACGAACAGUAUCCCAAACAGUUGGAGCGGGAGACUAAUAUGCAAAGCAACUAUGCACAUGUUGGCGGGCAGAUUCAGGCUUUGAAGAGUCAGCUCAAGCAGCUUGAGAAUGAUUCCAAAGAAUUCAAGAACAUCAGCAAACAGUAUACUGAGCAGUUGGUGAAAGUCAAAAUGUCAGAUAUGGUGAAUAACGACCUUGACAAGUAUGCCAAGGCUCUCGAUAAUGCGAUCAUGAAGUAUCAUUCUUUGAAGAUGGAAGAGGUAAACGAUAUUAUGCGACAUUUGUGGAAUAAGACCUACCAAGGCACAGAUAUCGAUGGAAUCAAAAUUCGCUCAGAUAGUGAAGGUGGUGCAUCCAAGAGAUCGUACAAUUACCGGGUGGUCAUGACCAAGGAUCAGGUUGAGAUGGAUAUGCGUGGUCGUUGCUCAGCUGGCCAAAAGAUGCUCGCUUCCAUUGUCAUACGGCUUGCGUUGUCAGAUUCGUUCGGACAAAAUUGCGGCAUUCUCGCCCUGGACGAGCCUACAAACGCUUUAGAUACGGAGAACAUCGACGCUCUUGCUGCAAGUCUUGUCGAUAUUAUCAACGAACGAAGGAACCAUUCCAACUUUCAGUUGAUCAUCAUCACCCACGACGAGAGCUUCUUGCGCAAACUAGGGCAGAGCAAUGUCAUGGAGCACUACUGGCAAGUCACUUUCGUCUGUCAAUUCGAUUGUAAUCGUCAUACAUCCACCUACAGGCGCGUCUCGAGAGAUUCAAGGCAGAAGUCGGUGAUUGAGCGGCAGAGAUUCGGCUGA
Heterobasidion irregulare TC 32-1 is the source of this 3969-nucleotide messenger RNA. RefSeq lists its product as uncharacterized. Gene Ontology annotation, cellular component: Mre11 complex; condensed nuclear chromosome; nucleus. Gene Ontology annotation, molecular function: ATP hydrolysis activity; single-stranded telomeric DNA binding; G-quadruplex DNA binding. Bases 1 to 3969 code for a protein of 1322 amino acids. The transcript is spliced from 22 exons. Gene Ontology annotation, biological process: telomere maintenance via recombination; double-strand break repair; telomere maintenance via telomerase. Lineage: Eukaryota; Fungi; Basidiomycota; Agaricomycetes; Russulales; Bondarzewiaceae. The record is from RefSeq and is a predicted model, not a curated record.